CAAGUGUACCGCUGCUUUUGGCAUCGCAAUUGCGAUUGCCUCCUGUCCAGCGCACACUCACUCCCCAAUUUCCUCCGCAGAAGUCCCGACAGUUUUCCCAAGCCACAGCCUUCGCUCCCCGCUUAUUCCCCAUGGCUGACGCCUACAACGACAAGAACGGUGAUGCCUAUGUCAACCUGGACACCCAUGACACGGACGUCGGCUCCAUCAACAACGUCACCGCUAACGUUCCGCUGCAAGUCAAGAGCCUGUUCGCCAGACAACUGAUGGCCGAGUUCUUCGCCACUUUCAUCAUGGUCAGCUUCGGACUGGGUGCAACGGCGCAGAUCACGCUCAGCUCGGGCACUGCCGGGACCUUCAUCACCGUGGCGUUGACGUGGGGCAUUGCCUAUUUCCUCGGCAUCACCGUGGCUGGCGGCGUCUCUGGCGGCCACUUGAACCCCACCGUGACAGUGGCUGUAGCUGCACUCGGCAUGCUGCCAUGGAAGAAAGUGCCGUUCUACCUCCUCGUACAGCUACUGGCCUCCUACAUCGCCGCACUGGUCGUAUACAUCCUGUACCGCCCCAUGCUCAACAUCGUCGACCCCGAACGUACUUCGACCAACGCCAUCUUCGCUACGUACCCGCUUGCAAACGUGGGCAACUUCACGUGCUUCUUGACCGAGUUCUUCGCGGCGGCGGUCCUGGUCGUGGGUUUCCUGGCGCUCCAGGACCAGCACAACCGUCCCAUUGGUCGUCAAGCAGUUCCUGCCGCCAUCGGUGUGCUCGUCAGCGCCAUCGCCAUGGCCUUCGGUAUGAACACGGGUCUAGCCAUCAACGCCGCUCGCGACCUGGGUCCGCGCCUCCUCAUGUGGACUGUCGGCUUCGGCUCGCGCGUGUUCUCGCUCAACCACUACUACUUCUGGAUCCCGCUCGUGGCCCCGAUUCUGGGUGGUGCUGUCGGCGGCAUCGCGUAUGAAGGCAUGGUCGGCUACCACCACCCCACUCGCUCGCACGGCCCGUAUCCGGAAUUCCGCUACUAGCUUAGGUGUCUUCGCCGGAUAGUUGCCACGCAUUGACUGCGCGUCGAUAUACUCGUCGAUAUACUAAGGCAACGGCUCAAGUUAAUAUCUUACUUUCUUCAUGACGUGACACCUCAUUGCAUUCAGGAAUUGAGCAGGGAAUAUCUGGUAGAUACAUUCCUGGAAUUGCACGAAGCAACCGGAAGUUCGCUUGUAAGUGCGCGUUUCUUCGUUGAAAGGGCCACUUGUCCGAGUUCUGAUAACUAUUUCAUUGAUCGAGAUAAAUCGCAACACACGCUUUCAAGUCAGCAAGUGAAGAUCAACCAACACCAAUAUUUUGCGGUUUUGUGUCGAUAAGCAGCAACUGUAUACACGGAUCAAAAUGGAACGCCGACUUCCAACACUCUACGAGAAUGCCCACUGCUUUACUUCUUCUUCUUAGUCUCCUCCUUGCUUUCGCGUUCUGGCAACAAUUCCCGGUUCAAACUCUGCAGUUCCUCAACCGUUUCCUUACAAGGCAAAAAACUGUCAGGCCUCCGUAGUAAAAAAUAUCACAAUGCAUAAGCAC
This is a messenger RNA of Phytophthora nicotianae INRA-310, 1569 nucleotides long. RefSeq lists its product as hypothetical. Gene Ontology annotation, molecular function: glycerol channel activity; water channel activity. Gene Ontology annotation, cellular component: plasma membrane. Gene Ontology annotation, biological process: glycerol transmembrane transport; water transport. The transcript has a single exon. The record is from RefSeq and is a predicted model, not a curated record. Bases 132 to 1022 code for a protein of 296 amino acids. Lineage: Eukaryota; Oomycota; Peronosporomycetes; Peronosporales; Peronosporaceae.